CGAGGUGGCACUCUCUGAGAGAUAUCACAUGUGAUUCUGGCAUACGCAUUUCUCUGUGGGGCCCUAAUGCUUCCCGUCGCUGCGUAGACAGAGCCAUUGAUGUUAAUCCUGCACGAUCAGGUCGAAUUUCUUGGUCCAAACCCUGAGCAUCGGGUUUGAGAUUCUGGGCAUUUAAUAUUGCUUUCGCAGAUUGCAAUAAAGCCUCCGCAAUUAUUUGUUUUUGAUGUGGAUUUCGGGUGAAGGCUUUAACAGGGUUUAGGCAAUCUGAAGCUUAGGGUUUAUCAAAGUCUUUGAAGUAUUCUUCAUUUUCUGAAGUGUUGGUUUGGGCUCCAGACCUGGUGCAUCUUGCGGAGUGCGUGUGUGGGUUUUUUUGUUCUGAUUGUGUCAUGUGACGAAAUUGUGGAGAGGAAAAGCAUUUGUCAUGGACGUGACUCGGACAGCCAAUCUUAGCUCUUCUACUUUAGUUCAUCCUUGCAAUGAAUUUGCUAGCACUGAGUUUUUCCCUUCGCGGGCUCGGUCGUCAUUCUCUGGACAACAGUAUGUUAGGUCGCUGAAAGCUAUUGGCAGAGGAAGCAGGUUGCCGAGGAUAUCAGACGGUGACAAUUUGUUCUUGGAACGAUCUGGUGCCCUUCAUGUUGCGAGAGCAGUGUUGAAACAGGAUGGACCUUCAGGAGAUGGUCUUUCCUUUUCUAAGCCCAGCUCUGAGAAGAACGGUAGUUCCGCUCAUCCAGAGCAGGCCAAGAGUGCUAAUCCUCCUGACAAUUCUGAAAGCAUAAUCGGGGUGACGACUUCACCCGCAACCACAGCAGGGACGCCAAAUACAAGCGGCAGUCGGGCAGGUCUAUUUCGAACGCCCAUCUCAGGUGGAGUGCAGAGUGCCACAAGUUCACAUGGGUUGCCUCACCCCGCCAUUGCCGUACGCAACCUCAUUGAACAGGCUCGUUUUGCACAUCUGUGCACGAUCAUGUCACGUAUGCAUCAUCGCCGGCGAGGUUACCCCUUCGGUUCACUUGUGGACUUCGCUACGGAUAAUCGUGGACAUCCCAUUUUUUCACUGUCACCAUUAGCAAUCCAUACAAGGAAUCUCCUUGCAGAUCCACGUUGCACUUUGGUGGUUCAGAUUCCAGGAUGGAGUGGACUCGCUAAUGCGAGGGUUACGUUAUUUGGAGAUGUGUAUCCUCUUCCUCCUGAUCAGCAGGCGCUUGCGCAUCAGUAUUACCGUGCAAAGCAUCAACAAGGGGCGUCGCAACAAUGGAGCAACUUUACUUUCUAUCGCAUGGAAAAUAUAAGUGACAUCUAUUUUGUCGGAGGAUUUGGCACCGUGCAAUGGGUUGAUGUCAAGGAAUAUGACUUGGCUCGGCCAGACAUUAUUGCAGUCAACGGGGCUGAAAAAACAUUACAGGAAUUGAAUUUCAGGUUUUCAAAGAAGCUGAUGGAGCUUUUAGCCUCGGAAGCCGAGGUGGAUGAUGCUGCCUUGAUUUCUAUAGACAGCAAAGGUGUUGACAUUCGUGUUCGGCAGGGUGCACAGUUCAAUGUGCGACGCAUUUCAUUUGACGAAAAAGAUCCGGUGAAAAGCUGUGACCACGCGAUCAUGGCUCUGCAGAAGGUGCUGGACAGGGGAGUUCGAUUUCUCCACUGAAGGAUUCAUACCUUAUGGAACGAAUCGGCCGCGCAGAUUUAUGAUUCUCACAAAAAAAGUAAUGCUGCUUCCUGAGGCAACGUUAUGUACAGAGUGGACUGGUCACAUUUCUAAUGUCUUCUUUCCUUGGAAGACACGACAUCAACAAGCACUGUCUACGUUUUGACUUCUUCAGAAGUACCCAUCUUUGAGUUUAAUUUCUAGAUACUGUGGUGAACCUUCAUAUGUUUUUGCUUCACGCACUCCCAUUGCUGAGCUGUUUAUGUAGUAGGGAGGCUCCGAUCCUUCUGAUGGAUGUGAAGCGAAGAAUAUGUGUCAAUCCAAAGAUGUAGCAUCUGAUUUGUCUUACUUAGACAUCACCGGGAAUUUGUACCUGAACAUGAAUCUAGCUGAGAUUCUAGCUGCCCUGAGUGAGACUGCAUUGCGAAGGGGUUCCCAACUAAGUUUUUAUAGCUUUCACCAGGAACUGAACUCUCAUUUGUGUCAAUUUUGUACAAUCCAUGACAUCCACUUCACAUUUAAAGCUAAUGGUCUGAAACACCAA
Molecule: messenger RNA, 2183 nt
Organism: Physcomitrium patens
Lineage: Eukaryota; Viridiplantae; Streptophyta; Bryopsida; Funariales; Funariaceae
Source: RefSeq, a predicted model, not a curated record